AUGUCGUUGUCGGAAGCACAGCGGCUGAUGAUCAGUGCUUACCUGCAAUCGGCAGAGCAAGGCAAACUCGUCCAGACAGUGGAUGCUUUGCACGACUACCUACUCCAGGAGGGCCUUGCCUGGAAACAGGUGCUGCGAUGCGAUUGCAUAGGUGUGCACGAAGAGAAUCGAGAUGGUUUAGGGCUGUCGGCGGGACAUGUUGCUGACCUUGUGUCGAACAUCUCCAGCAUCGGAUUCUCGGCGGCCGAGUUUCGAGGAGUGGCUAUCGAAAUUCCACCAACCGCAGAAGGAGAGGCACUUCGAAGCUUCAACCGCAAGGUCACCGAGGAGAGCAAUGGGAGACUGGCUCCUGCAAACAACUUGCGAUUUGCAAGCAUUGUAGGUUCGCACGCGAACCAGGCGGCGAGAUGUUUCUGGUUCCAAGUUCCCCAUUCCGACGACAAGCUCACAGUCGACAAUCGCCUUUCUCUUGAAAAAUUGAAGGUCGUGGAUGCCAGUUGGCAUCGUGCCAUCAUGGAGGGCAUGCAAUGGUUGAUUAUCUCGCAUGCCGUGCCUGCUGAAUUCCAGCAGUACACAGGCCUCGCCCAAGCAGCGGGCAACUCUGCCAUGCAGAUAGCAUCGGCAGAAGGAGAAGUGCAGCUGGCCAGGAAGGUUAAUGUGGCCAUGGCUAAGUUCUUGAAGCGAACAUCGAAAUCAACCGUGAACUACGGAGACAUCUCUCAGGAGAUCCUCCGAAGCAAACCGCCCAAUGCUUCAUGCCUGCCACACAUCUUCUCAUUCGUCUUGAAGUGUGGUGGUGGUUCGGGCGAGGAGAGUUUCCUCUCGAGGACAGAACGGUAUGUUCGUGCUUCGGGCCGUUCGAAUCGAGCCCUCGGUGGCGACAUUUGGCAUGCACUUUCGCAGGACUGUAAAGGCAGCGAGCAGCACGUGCCAUUUAGGCACAUGCUGAUCAAGCUGGGCCUCUGCGGCCCCGAGAAAGCCAUCACCUUGACAGACUGCAAGCGAGCUCUGUCAGCGAAGGAGGUACUGGCCAAUGUUGGCAAAGCCGAAGCCGUGCUUGUCGAGGUGCAGCGGCUGCUGCAAGGCAUCGCCAACGUGGAGUCGGUGUUGGGGGAUCUCGAGGUUGAGCUGGCCGCCAUUGUGCUCCAGAAGAAGAAGAUUGCCAAACACGAGAGCAUCGAGGAUGCUGCCGGGACGUUCCUUGAAAAGUGCGGUUGGUCGUGGCUCGUGGCUGGAUCUGUGUAUGCAUGGACUUUGCGGCUCUACGACGACACAGGGAAGCUUCUAUCCAACUCGCGAGUCGUGGACCUGGGGUUUCAGCCCGGGAAGGAAGUGAUCCGAAAGGCCGACGACGUGAAGGGCACCAUCAUCGAGAUUACCGCCGACAAAGUUCGUCUCAAGCUGACCAAUGGCAAGGAAUACGAGGCAUCCUCACAAUCUUUCGUGGACAACAAGUGGAAGAUCUUCGUGCCCAAGGUGGACCCCGUGUUAUUCAAGGAAUGGACCAAGUAUGGCCCUUUGAGAAGUGAAGAAUUUGUCAUCUCAGUGAUCAAGGGCCUGGCUUACCGGUGUAUGUACGACCAGUACGAGUCGUUGAAGGUGGAUGACCUUGACGUGUUCUUAAAACCGAGCAAGGACGUGCAGGUGAAGAAGAGCUACAACACGAACAUCUUGAAGCUCCCCAUCGCCACGGCCAGAGUUCAUGUUGGUGAGACGGUGCCCGCCGGAGCAGUGCAGUUGGCUGUGUUGGCUGCAGGAGCAAGCAGCAAAGUGACCCAGGUGAUGUCCAUGCAGGGUUAUUUCCAAGGUCCCAAGACAGACUCCUCCCAGGGCUUCAUCAAUCCAGUAUGGCUGAUGAAGAGCACAACGGAUCGGAAUGAGGCCAACAUGGAGCUGCACUGGACGAGCAAGGCCGCCAGCAGCCAAAAGUUGACGUGCAAAUCCGCCUCCAUGGUUCUCCCGAUUGUCCGCAAUUUUGUCAAGCUCGAUGCAGGCGAUAGCUUGGUGCUAUGGAGGCCCGAGAUGGGCAAAACCGAAACGAUCGAGACUCUGCAGCCCGUGACCAAGAAGGCCCGAAAGUAA
This is a messenger RNA of Symbiodinium sp. CCMP2592, 2082 nucleotides long. The record is from the annotation of a GenBank genome assembly. Lineage: Eukaryota; Dinophyceae; Suessiales; Symbiodiniaceae.